CUCAGAAUGUCAACCAAUCGGAGCACGCCUUGCUCUGGGUUGGGGGAAGCACAUGGAGAAAAUGGCGAGGGACGGACGGCCACAUUUUGGGCCAUAGAAAAUACGCAUUAGGAUGAGAUAAAAGGGAGUUCAGGACGUUCCCAGGGUUCAAUUGAUAUGACCAGACUACAGUAUGGGCUCGGGCUGAGUGAGUAGCCCGGACGCCUGGAUAUGGGUGCCAUGUUUCCGUCCGGCGACAGGUAGUGUUCCGGAGGAGUGCCCACAUGUGAUGUCCUCGUCGCCCGUUUGUAUGACCCACGGCUUUUCCUAGGACAGCUAAUUCCAGCUUCGGGAUGAUCGUCGUUGCAUACCAAACACGAUACGGCCCAAGACAGGUGUUGUGGAGAGCAGAGGAUCGUGACAACCCAGUAGAACUAGGUUACAUGUACAGUAAUGUUAGUGCCGAACUAUGAUCAGUAUGUGUGUACAAGUGUACCGGAAGUGAUGGUGUUGCCGAACUGUUUCUAUGUUUACAUUAUCAGCUGAUUAUUGUCUUUGUAGUGUUUGUACUGGUUAAAGUACUUGGAUCAUCUAGGAUGAACUGUAUUAUCAAUUAACAUUCACAGUAAUAACUAAGUGAUUAAUUUGGAGAGAAACAUCCAGUGGUAUAGGAUAUUUCGGUGAUAUUUGGUAUUUGAAUAUACUCUGGAUAGAUUUUUGAGUAUGAGAAAAUUAUCCUAGUCCUAUAUGUAUUAUGAAGUGUCGAGUGUGUGAGGGAUCCCGUAGUAUGAUGAGAAUUAGGGUUAUUUGUUGUGAUAGGUAGUACUUAUAUUGUAUGUUAUGUCAUUAUUUGUUCUUGUGUAAAUAAAUUGUUAAGUUUACAUAUUUGCUUUUAGUUAUCUGUUGGUAGCUUCCAGGUCUGUAAAGGUAUUGGCCCUCGGGUUCGUGACAUAUAUGGUGGCAGCGGUGGGAUAAUUAUUCCCCUUUGUAAAUUAUAAUUACAUAAUUCUUUGUGUGGUGGGAAGAAUUUUUAUUCCUAGUACAUGGAGUUUUGUGGUUAUGAUAGUUUUGGAUAAUUAAUUUGAACUAGUCCUUAAAUAUCUAGACCUGGCACUACUAACAGUUAGCUGUUAUGUAAAGGCACACUUAUUAGGUGACCUGUAAUUUAUAUGUAGGUCAAGGUCAUUCUUGAUUGCUCAAGGUCAAGGUUAUGUUGUUACUAUUUUUGGAUAACUGUACUGGUCAAAUGUGAUACUGGAAUAAUAUUAUUGAACCCUGGGAAACGUCUGAACAAUUGUAAUUAAUCUUUUGAUAGAUUAAGUUUUUCUGUCUAGUAGUGUGCUUCGGAGUUUAUGAUAGUUAGCUGUAAUAAGUAUUAUUAGUAACUAUUAUUUUGAUGUUCCUCGAUACGUAUUAGGUAUUAUUUUGCUGGAUCACCUAUUACCUGGACGCGUACGGUACAAUGGAUCGAUUGGAGCAAUAUCUCGAGAUGGGUGCCAAGUUGGGCCUAGCUGAAUCGGGGCUACAAGAAUACGUAUUGAAGCUCCAAGCGGAGGAGCGUGAUGUUAGGGCUUAUGAACGAGAAGCUCGUGCAAGGGAGGAGGAACGUAAAACUAAAGAGGAGGAACGUAAAACUAAAGAGGAGGAGAGGAAGUUCAAACUACAGGAACUGGAACUCUCCAGACAAAAACUCGCCAUGGAAUUAGAGAUGCAGAGUCAGAGGAGACAGGAAGCUGAACAGAGCUUUCAGCGUCAAAAGGAGCUGAUUUCGCUCCAGGGGCAUGUGAGUAUGGAUACAGGAACUCAUGGUUCACAAGCGAGCCAGGAAGCCAGAGGUUCUGGAAGUCAUUAUAUACCGAAGUUACCUCCCUUCGACGAACAAAAGGAUGAUAUUGAUGCGUAUAUCAUGCGUUAUGAAACUUUCGCGAGAUCUCAAAGGUGGGCUGAGGAACGUUGGGCAGUGGGACUUAGCGCGUUGCUUAAGGGAGAGGCUCUCAGCGUGUAUUCUCGGUUAGCACCGGAUCAAGCGUUGGAUUAUAAAGAACUGAAGGAGGCCUUACUUCGGCGUUUCAAAUUUACAGAAGAAGGAUUCCAUAAGAAAUUCCGUCACAGUCGAGUGGAACAUAGCGAGACUGUCGGACAAUUUGCCUCGCGAUUGGGUAACUAUUUGGACAGGUGGUUGGAAUUAGCGAAAUGCGAGCAAACUUAUGCAGAUCUGAGAGACAUGAUGAUUAGGGAGCAGGUGUUAUUGUGUUGUAACCAGGAACUUACAUUGUUUUUGAGGGAGAGAGCACCCGACAGUGUAAAGGCUCUCGUGAACCUUGCUGAUAAAUUUGUCGAGGCACGUGGCGGGGUGGCCAAACCAUUCCUGCAACAGAGAUCGACAGGGAGAUCCCAGGAUAACUCUAAUCAGCAUCGGAACCAGGCAAGUCAGCCGUCAAAAGGGUCGGACCGGCUAAACAACAACAUGUCUACUAAGCGUCAGAACAACCCAGCUAACCCUAGAACGUGUUUUAUAUGUGGGAGUAGCGACCACCUGAUGGCUAAGUGUCCCAGAAAACAGAAGUCUGGAGUUGGAGCGGUAACUAAAAUGCAUCAUAGGAGAGUUGACCGAGACAAGGGAGAUAACUCGUCUCGGGACACAGGAAACACUGAGAACUUGUUAAGUGAGAGUGUAUCUUCACACCAGAGUGGAGUACCGAUGCCAGUGCUGCCGGGUUUUGUGAACGGUAGAGAAGUUAAAGUGCUUAGAGACACUGGAUGUUGUGGAAUUGUGGUUCAGAGACAGUUAGUUAAGGAUUCUCAGCUGUUAGAUAUGACUCAAACUCUUCGUUUGGUAGACGGCACUGAACGACAAGUGCCCGUUGCCAAUGUGGUCGUCCACACUCCGUAUUUCAGUGGGGUUACCAACGUGUGGUGCAUGGACAAUCCUUUGUAUAGCGUGAUCAUUGGGAAUGUCCCGGGGGCUGAACCGCCGGACAAACCAAAUAAGAACUUCGAUCAACCAUCUACAGUAGCUGCAGUGGAAACGCGUGCACAGAAACAAAAAGAGACGGUGCUUAGGAAAACUCAGCUCAGGGUGGCUCCAUCUCUGAAAGAUGUGGCAACCCAUGAGGAAUUAAAGAAAGAGCAACAGCAGGAUAAAACGUUGAUGAAACUAAGGACUUGGGCAAACAGUAACCAUACUAAGGAAGAAAAAGGAGUCAAAACCCGAUUUGUUGUGUCCAAAGACUUAUUAUAUAGGGAAUUGGAGGAGAAGGGUAGUACGAGAAGACAAUUGGUGGUGCCGAGAAAAUUUCGUGAAACAGUGUUAAAUCUAGGCCAUAAUUCUGUCAUGGCGGGACAUUUAGGCAUUGCAAAGACUACUAACCGGGUGUUAGCAGAAUUCUUCUGGCCAGGUUGUCGGUCAGACAUUAGGAGAUACUGUAGAUCCUGCGAUGUAUGUCAAAGGACGGUGCACAAGGGGAGUGUCAGAAAAGUGCCACUGGGUGACAUGCCUAUAAUUGACAAACCGUUUGACAAGGUAGCUGUGGAUAUAGUUGGACCAUUAUAUCCCGCUUCGGAUCGUGGCCACAGGUAUAUCCUUACUGUGGUGGAUUGCGCUACUCGCUAUCCUGAUGCGGUACCGUUAAAACAUAUUGAAACAGAGGACAUAGCAGAGGCCCUAGUGGAUGUGUUCAGCAGGGUUGGUGUUCCUCGAGAGAUAUUGUCAGACCGAGGCUCUCAAUUCACCUCGGGGGUUAUGAAGGAGCUCAGCAGAUUACUAUCAAUGCGGCAGAUGACAACCACUCCCUAUCACCCUGCCUCUAACGGAUUAGUGGAAAAGUUCAAUGGCACCCUGAAACAGAUGAUGAAACGGAUGUGCGUCGAACAACCUAGGAACUGGGAUAAAUACAUCAACCCAGUGCUUUUUGCGUACCGGGAGGUUCCACAGGAAAGCCUUGGCUUUGCUCCAUUUGAGCUUAUAUACGGACACAGCGUCAGGGGACCUCUGAAAAUAUUGCGUGAACUUUGGACUAAAGAUAUUCAGGACCCGGAUGUGAAAUCUACCUACCAAUACGUUGUGGAUUUAAGGGACCGACUUGAGAAAACUUGUGAACUAGCCCAUGAAAACUUGAAAGUGGCCAAGUUCAAACAGGCACGUAACUAUAACAAGCAUGCUAGAGACCGGAGGAUGCAAGCCGGAGAUCAAGUGUUGGUGUUGAGGCCUAUAAAGCACAACAAACUGCAAUUACAAUGGAUGGGACCCUACAAAAUAGUAUCUAGGGUUGGUGAUGUGGACUAUCAGAUCGACAUGUCUGGUAAACUGAAGACCUUCCAUGCAAACAUGCUAAAACAGUAUCAUAGCCGUGUUGCCGAGGCGACACCUGCGGGAGUCUUUGAAUGUGCCAGCAUAGCAGUCAUUGAGGAGACAUAUGAGGACAGUCGCGAUGGAAGAAUGGACAGAAACGAGGAAAACCCCCUUUUGCUACCUAACGUGGACUCGACGGAAACAGUAUCUGAUGUACAUAUAUCGGACGAUUUAGCGCGAGACCAGCGUACACAAAUUUUGGAGCUAUUGGAGCAACAUAAGGAUGUUCUUACCGACCUUCCGGGUCGUACCUCGUUGGCAACGCAUGACAUUGUAACUACGACAUCAGUCCCAGUACGGGUAAAACCUUAUCCGACUCCACUACAUACUAGAGAGACAAUUAAAGAGGAAGUGGACAAAAUGUUGGCCAUGGACAUAAUAGAACCAUCCGACUCUGAGUAUUCAUCUCCCAUAGUAAUGAUAAGGAAACGAGACAGUACUUGGAGGUUUUGCAUUGAUUAUCGCCAAUUGAAUAAAAUCACAGUCUUCGACGCAGAGCCGAUGCCUUCCCCUGACGACUUGUUUGCUAAGCUGUCUCAGUGCAAGUAUUUCAGCAAAUUUGACCUUAGUAAGGGGUACUGGCAGGUUCCCUUAAGCCCGGAUGCGAAGAAGAAAAGUGCGUUUACUACAUCCUUCGGCCUAUUUCAAUUCAAGGUAAUGAGCUUUGGUCUCCAGAAUGCACCCAGCACCUUUAGUCGUCUAAUGAGAAAACUUUUGUCAGGCAUGCAGCACAUAGACAACUUUUUGGACGACAUAUUGAUAUUCACCAAAACCUGGGAGGAACAUGUCAGGGUUCUCAGAACCCUGUGUGAACGACUGCGAGAUGCGAAUCUCACAGCGAGACCGUCAAAGUGCUUUGUGGGGUUUCACAGCCUGGAGUGCUUAGGACACAUAGUUGGAGAAGACAAACUUCAACCUACUCCGGAGAAAAUAGCAGCCAUCCAAGCAGCCGCACGACCGACUACGAAAAAACAAGUGAGAUCCUUUAUUGGGCUGGCCAAUUACUAUAGGAAGUUCAUUCCAAACUUUGCUACUAUAGCGGUACCUCUCACCGACUUGACUAAAAAGGGCAUGCCAAACCAUGUACAAUGGACUGACGCACAGGAAAAUGCGUUCGUGAGUCUGAAGAAACAUCUGACUUCAACCCCUAUCCUUCGUCUACCGGACCUGGAGAAAACGUUUACACUACGUACGGAUGCAUCAGACCUGGGAAUCGGGGCCAUUUUGCUGCAGGAUACUGAUGAUGAGAUGCACCCGAUAGCCUAUGCUAGUCGCAAAUUGUUACCUCGAGAGCGCCGUUACUCGGUUAUGGAAAAAGAGUGUUUAGCAAUGGUGUGGGGAACUGACAAGUUUGCGCAGUAUCUGUUGGGACGCGAGUUUCAGGUUGAGACUGAUCACCAACCAUUAACAUGCCUUUCAAACAAAAAGGUGGCCAACAGCCGAAUCAUGCGAUGGGCCUUAUUGCUACAGCCAUUUCGGAUGAAAAUCAAAGCCAUUCCUGGAUGUGAAAAUGUAGGAGCCGACUUUCUUAGCCGGGUAUGAGCCCGACAGCGUGUCGGGUGUAUUGUGAUUAGAAGACUGUUUGUAAAUAUCCGUAGAACUGUGUAACCAAUAGUAUAGACAACAAGGUAGUUGGUCUAUCCAAAAAGGGGGGAGAUGUCACGAAGUCGUGACAGUUGUAUAUGUAUAAUGUGUGACUUCUUGGUUUUGUGAUUGUAAAACUGAAGGGGUAAUUUUUUUAGUGAUAGGUUAUUUACGGUAAUUCAGUAUUGAGCCUAGACUGAGUGUGGAAUAGAUGUAUUACAAGAGAUAUUACGGUAUUUUAUGGGGUUUAACUAUAAUACAGCAUGGCCUGUUUACUCAGUUCUGAUUGGCCUAUGCUCAGAGUGUCAACCAAUCGGAGCACGCCUUGCUCUGGGUUGGGUGAAGCACAUGGAGAAAAUGGCGAGGGACGGACGGCCACAUUUUGGGCCAUAGAAAAUACGCAUUAGGAUGAGAUAAAAGGGAGUUCAGGACGUUCCCAGGGUUCAAUUGAUAUGACCAGACUACAGUAUGGGCUCGGGCUGAGUGAGUAGCCCGGACGCCUGGAUAUGGGUGCCAUGUUUCCGUCCGGCGACAGGUAGUGUUCCGGAGGAGUGCCCACAUGUGAUGUCCUCGUCGCCCGUUUGUAUGACCCACGGCUUUUCCUAGGACAGCUAAUUCCAGCUUCGGGAUGAUCGUCGUUGCAUACCAAACACGAUACGGCCCAAGACAGGUGUUGUGGAGAGCACAGGAUCGUGACAACCCAGUAGAACUAGGUUACAUGUACAGUAAUGUUAGUGCCGAACUAUGAACAGUAUGUGUGUACAAGUGUACCGGAAGUGAUGGUGUUGCCGAACUGUUUCUAUGUUUACAUUAUCAGCUGAUUAUUGUCUUUGUAGUGUUUGUACUGGUUAAAGUACUUGGAUCAUCUAGGAUGAACUGUAUUAUCAAUUAACAUUCACAGUAAUAACUAAGUGAUUAAUUUGGAGAGAAACAUCCAGUGGUAUAGGAUAUUUCGGUGAUAUUUGGUAUUUGAAUAUACUCUGGAUAGAUUUUUGAGUAUGAGAAAAUUAUCCUAGUCCUAUAUGUAUUAUGAAGUGUCGAGUGUGUGAGGGAUCCCGUAGUAUCAUGAGAAUUAGGGUUAUUUGUUGUGAUAGGUAGUACUUAUAUUGUAUGUUAUGUCAUUAUUUGUUCUUGUGUAAAUAAAUUGUUAAGUUUACA
Molecule: messenger RNA, 7072 nt
Organism: Pecten maximus
Lineage: Eukaryota; Metazoa; Mollusca; Bivalvia; Pectinida; Pectinidae
Exons: 3
Coding region: 1442-5872 (1476 amino acids)
Biological process (GO): DNA integration
Molecular function (GO): nucleic acid binding
Source: RefSeq, a predicted model, not a curated record